Molecule: messenger RNA, 2880 nt
Organism: Peniophora sp. CBMAI 1063
Lineage: Eukaryota; Fungi; Basidiomycota; Agaricomycetes; Russulales; Peniophoraceae
Source: the annotation of a GenBank genome assembly
AUGUCCUCCGGUGAAGAGGACGGCUCGCCCGGCGGGCGCUCCAAGCCCAGCGCGCCGAAGAAGCGACGCGUGGCGUUGGCCUGCGAUAUGUGUCGCAAACGGAAGGUGGGUGGCGACGGCAAGCAGCCGAAAUGUACGAGCUGCUCAACAUACAACUGGGACUGCUCCUAUGUCGAUGCCACAAAGAAAUUCCAGCGCGGAUAUGUCGAAGCGCUCGAGGCGAAGAAUCGGAAGUUAGAGGCCUUGAUCAAGCGGCUACACCCAGAUGAAGACUUUAGUCAGGAGGUCGGAUUCCGUUUAACUCGCGAGAACUGGACGCAGAAAGGUGUCUUGGGCGAGAACGAGCCAUCUGAGCCGUCCGCCUUUGCACCUACCGAGCCGCCUCCCAAGUCACCAGUCGCUGUAUUCGUCGGUGGUUCAAAUCACCCGUGCAAGCCUAAGAACCACUCUCCGAACGAUGACUUCGAGCCCUCGGACGACGACGAGAACAUGUCGACAAAGUUGGGUAACUUGACGAACGACUUCAAAUCCUUGACCGUCGGUGGCUUCCACGGGAAGAGUUCGGGCGCGCGGCUUAUCAAGGCCGCAAUUCGGGCGAAGGAGGAGAAGGAUGGGACGCGAAUAGACAAGAAGAGCGUCAUGUCAUUCCAGAGACCGCAGUUCUGGAGGUUGAGCAGGUGGGAACGUGAAACAUACGAAACAAAGCGCGCAAGCUACACGUUCCCAGAAGGCGACCUUCUGUUUCAGCUUUUCGACCUCUAUUUCCAGCACCUCAACACCGUGCUUCCCGUACUACAUCGACCAACGCUAGAAGCGGCUGUGAUAUCCGGCUCACAUCUGGUAGAUGAGGCGUUGGGUGGAGUGGUGCUACUAGUCUGCGCGAAUGGAGCACGGUACAGCAUGGAUCGGCGCGUGGUCUUCGACUACGACGAUGGGUGGCAAUCUGCGGGCUGGAAGUACUUCCAGCAAGUACGCAUCGCGAGUAAGAGCCUCGUCUCGAGCUCCCGAUUGUGCGACUUGCAGAUAGCUUGUCUUGGUACCAUGUACCUCAUGGGAUGCUCCGCAGCGCACGCGUGCUGGAACCUCUGCGGAAUUGGGAUCCGUCUGGCUCAAGAUGUUGGGGCGCACCGGCGCAAAGUCUACAGUCGGACGCCGACGGCGGAAGACGAACUCUACAAGCGCGCAUUCUGGGUUCUCGUCGUCUGCGACCGGUGGCUGAGUUCCGCGCUUGGACGGCCAUGCGCUAUCCAAGAGGAAGACUUCGAUCUGGAAAUGCCCAUAGACUGCGACGAUGAAUACUGGGCGCCACCCAACCCAGAUGAAGCCUUCAAGCAACCUGCUGGGAAGCCGUCGAAGAUGACGGCGUUCAUCUGCCAACUCAAGCUCUGUCAGGUUCUCGGUUUUGCUCUCCGCACUAUCUAUACGAGUAACAAAGCCAAGGCUCACUUCGGUUUCAUUGGUCCUGACUGGGAACAGAAAACCAUCACCGGCUUUGAUUCCAUCCUCAACAGAUGGGCAGACCAAGUGCCAGAAUACCUGCGUUGGGACCCUAAUCGCAAGGACGACGUUCUCUUCAUGCAGAGCGCGCAUUUGUGGUCACAAUAUUAUGACCUACAGAUUGUCAUCCACCGACCUUUCAUCGCCGCACGUAUAUCUACACCACUCGCAUACCCAUCCCUUGCCAUCUGCACCAACGCCGCCCGAAGCGCAGCUCAUGUCAUCGGCGCCACGCAAGUUCGCUUCCCGAACCUCGUCUUCCCACAUCUGCACAAGGCUGCGUUCUCAGCCGCCGUGGUGCUCUUGAUCGGCGUCUGGAAUGCGGCACGAUACAAGUCCAGUACGCUCAAGCCGGAGAAGGAAAUGGUUGAGAUACAGAAGUGCCUCGAUACUCUGAAGGCUCUCGAGACAAGGUGGCAUGCCGCCGGUCGUCUAUGGGAUAUCCUUCAUUCACUUGUUUCCGUCGGCACCCUCCCCGCGCCUGAAGACAUGUGGCCUAAAGGCAACAUGUUGAAACGACCGCACGAAGACUCAGCUGCGGCAGCGGCUGGCGCCUCACCACAGACAACGAACUCCACUCCCUCCUCCCUCAGCCAUAUGUCUGACACCUUCGCGAGCUCUGCUUCGAGCAAUCCUGACUCCCUCUUCUCCGGUUCUCUCGGUGGAAGGUCCGAUACCUUCUUCGGUUCCGAAAACAGCGUAUUCGCGGGUUCUUCGCCUGACUCUGGCAACCUCCCCACUUUCCCUGGUAGCGAUAACAUGUUCGCCGGAAUGUUGGCCAGGGCGGGAGGUUUAUCACCUUCAGCAGCAGGCUCGACUGGCGAGCGUCCCAUCGCAGGCGGAAGCCGAGUGCAGGCUACUCAGCAGUCUGACCGAGUUUUACCGAUACGUAGCGACGAGCUCGGUCGGAUGGACGCCAGCGACCCUAUGCUCUCGUGGAACAUCGACCCAUUCGCCCUCACCGAGCAAGGUCCUUCUACUACCGGCUCGGGAGAGGCAGGACCAUCCUCGAUGUCGACCAUGCCCACAUUCACCCAAGCCGACGCCAACAUGUCGUUCUUCCCCACGAGCUCACCGGCGGGUCAGCAAGAGUCGCAAUCUUCGGCUCCCGCGCAGCAAGGUGGUGGGCAAAUGGACCUUGGCGCUCUGUUCGGGCUGGGUGAAGGCCAAGGUCUGACGCCGCAGAGUCAACCUCAAUUAGACUCGAACCAGUCGAACAUGUUGGAUGAGCUCUUGCAGGGCGUGACGACGCCUUCAGGAGGGCUGGGAGGUUCGGGCGCUAUGGAUGUCUGGUCCGGGGCCGGGAAUGCACUACCAGACUGGUACUGGAUGUAUGCGCUGUCCAAUCCCCAACCAGAGCUGCAGAUGCAGCAGGACGAGUGA